Messenger RNA from Lytechinus variegatus (green sea urchin), 980 nucleotides. Its product is annotated as interferon alpha-inducible protein 27-like protein 2A. Gene Ontology annotation, biological process: apoptotic signaling pathway. Bases 87 to 473 code for a protein of 128 amino acids. The transcript has a single exon. NCBI's taxonomy places the organism in Eukaryota, Metazoa, Echinodermata, Echinoidea, Temnopleuroida, Toxopneustidae. The record is from RefSeq and is a predicted model, not a curated record. Gene Ontology annotation, cellular component: mitochondrion; membrane.
AAUCUGUUUCUUUGAUUUUUCUGUUUUCACACAAGCUAUCUUGUUCUAAAGGUUUCAUUCUCCUUUAAGAUCUCAGCUGAUGAGAAAUGAAGAGCUUGAAGAAAAUAAAUUUGACGGGUAGCCUUGUUCUCCUCCUCACAAGACAAGGUGCUGAGGCAUCCCUGGGGAAAGUCAUCAGUGGUGUCAUCGGGGUCGGUGUUGCUACGGUUGCUCUAUCCGCAGCUUUAGGCAUUGCAGGAUUCACCGCAGCGGGUAUCACGGCUGUGUCCUAUGCCGCAGGAAUGAUGUCAGCAUCAGCAAUGGCAUCAGGAGGAGGAGUUGCGGUGGGAAGCACAGUAGCGGUGUUGCAGUCAGUUGGAGGCGCCGCUGGAGUUCAACAACUGCAGCCGCAGCGAGCGCUGUUGAAGCUGCCGUUGGCAAUGCUCUUGGUUCUUCUACACGACAUUCUUAUUAAAGAACAACACAUAACGUAAUUAUUCUGAGCACAUACACAAGUGUAUCAGUUAAGACAUUCUCAGCAUUAGACCCCAGCUAUAGCAUUCAGAAUAAUAAAUACAGACAUUGUUUUGCCGAUUGCUCAUGUAAUUCAUUAGGCCUAUUAAAUUUUCAUUUCAUUCAUAUACCUACUAAUCAUUUAACUCCACUUAAAAAGACACAAACUGCUAUCAUUAAACGGUGUGAUUACAAAAUCAGCUCACGUUAAGAGAUGGAUGGUCAAACCACCAUCCAAAUUAGUUCUAAAUGCUCAUUAUGAUUUAUUGCAUAGGUUUCUCUCUUUAAUUCCAUUCCACCUAACCAAUGAAAAAGAUUACAGAAUUGAGCUUACAAUUCAUUUCAAAGGUUUCUCUUGAGAACUAUUAAAUUUAAUCAUUCCCAACCACCCUCAAACUCACUAAACUGACUAAAUUUUAAGCAGAGAACAAUGCCGGAGAAUAAUUCUUAAUUCAAGGGUAAUGAGCAAAAAAAAAGGAGAAAGAACA